AUGAGGCAGGGGCUGCUGGUGCUGGUGCUGGUGCUGGCUGCAGGGUCCCAGGUGCAGGACUGGUACCCCAGGGAGUCCCACACCCUCAACUGGAGCAAGUUUUCAGGGUUCUGGUACAUUCUGGCCACGGCCACAGACGCCCAGGGAUUCUUGCCGGCCAGGGACAAGAGGAAGCUGGGGGCGUCCUUGAUAAAAGUGAACAAAGUAGGCCAGCUCCGUGUGCUCCUUGCCUUCAGCCGGGGUCAGGGCUCUGGGUGGGCACAGCCACACCAUCCAGGAACCAGCGGGCAUCUCUGGGCGUCUCUUUCAGUGAAAGGGGUGAAGGCCUUCCACGUGCUGUCCACUGACUACAGCUACGGUCUGGUCUACCUCCGCCUGGGGCGCGCAGCCCAAAACUACAAGAACCUGCUGCUCUUCCAUAGACAGAACGUUUCGAGCUUCCAGAGUCUGAAGGAAUUCAUGGACGCGUGUGAAAUUCUGGGGCUCUCCAAGGCCGCCGUCAUCCUCCCGAAAGACGCUUCCUGUGCACACACCAUCCUGCCAUGA
Molecule: messenger RNA, 546 nt
Organism: Piliocolobus tephrosceles (Ugandan red Colobus)
Lineage: Eukaryota; Metazoa; Chordata; Mammalia; Primates; Cercopithecidae
Gene: LCN10
Product: lipocalin 10
Exons: 5
Coding region: 1-546 (181 amino acids)
Molecular function (GO): small molecule binding
Source: RefSeq, a predicted model, not a curated record